AUGCCGUGGGGGAUGUUUACUGGAAUUUUGAGGAAGUUACAUCAGAGAGGGAAGGUUGAAGAUCAUGGGAGCAAUGGGCAGUUACCAGCCUUGGGAGAAGGAUCACCAAGCAAUGAGGGAGAGUGGGAAGUUGGGUCAAACAUAAGGUUAUUAUGCUGGAGGGAGUGCUCAAAUUCAAUAUCAAAAUCCUCCAUUCAAUCCUCUAUUUUCUCAAAAUACUCCAAAUUCUUCUUACUCCAAAUUCUUCUUACUACCAAAGUUGAUGCAACUGGUAAAAAAGGUCUAAGUGCUUUACAAAAGUGUACUGCAGCUCUUCGUAUGCUAGCAUACGGGGUGGCUGCUGAUCAAGUUGAUGAGUACCUCCGUAUUAGCGAAAGCACAGUACGAAAAGCACUCACUCAUUUUACAAAGGGAAUAAUCAACCAAUUUGGGCAACAUUAUUUGAGAAAACCAACACCACAAGAUUUGACGAGAUUAUUAGCCUUUAGUGAAGAACGAGGAUUCUCUGGAAUGAUUGGUAGUGUUGAUUGCAUGCAUUGGGAGUGGAAGAAUUGCCCAGCAGCAUGGAAAGGGACAUAUAAUGAUCUCAACAUGCUAUAUCGAUCACCUCUUUUAGUUGAUUUUUUUGAAGGAAGGGCACCACCUGUUAAUUUUACGGUAAAUGAAAAUCAAUACGGCAUGAUUUACUAUCUCACGGAUGGCAUUUAUCCUAAAUGGGCUACUUUUAUUCAGUUUAUUACUGAACCACAAAUACCAAAAGCAAGGUUAUUUGCCCAACUUCAAGAUGCAGCAAGAAAGGAUGUGGAGCGAGCAUUUGGGGUGUUGCAAGCUCGAUUUGCAAUAAUUAGAAUGCCCUCACUUGCUUGGGAUGAAGAACGACUAUUUGAUAUAAUUACUUCUUGUAUAAUUAUGCAUAAUAUGAUAGUGAAAGAUGAAAGAGAUACAUAUACACACUAUGCUGAUGGUAGAGAGUUCAUGGGAGAUCACUCAAAAGGUCAAUCGGAAGGUACAUGUGGAUUAAAGGUGUCUAGGUUUGCUCUUAAAGGGUCACCUUGGGCUAAUAAGCCCCAAAGUACUUGA
Amaranthus tricolor (Joseph's coat) is the source of this 1080-nucleotide messenger RNA. RefSeq lists its product as uncharacterized. NCBI's taxonomy places the organism in Eukaryota, Viridiplantae, Streptophyta, Magnoliopsida, Caryophyllales, Amaranthaceae. Bases 1 to 1080 code for a protein of 359 amino acids. The record is from RefSeq and is a predicted model, not a curated record. The transcript is spliced from 4 exons.